Messenger RNA from Nymphaea colorata (pocket water lily), 1541 nucleotides. RefSeq names its product GDSL esterase/lipase At4g10955-like. The coding region runs from base 428 to 1438 and encodes 336 amino acids. The transcript has 3 exons. Lineage: Eukaryota; Viridiplantae; Streptophyta; Magnoliopsida; Nymphaeales; Nymphaeaceae. The record is from RefSeq and is a predicted model, not a curated record. Gene Ontology annotation, biological process: lipid metabolic process.
AUACAAUCUUAGGCUUGUUUCUGAUGAUCAACUUAUCUGACACAUUGAAAAACUUCCUCUCUGAGGUGCAUGUACAUCUCAUCAAAUAGACAUUCUUAGAAAAAACAACCACCCCCAAUUUUGCAUUUAUGAGAGGGAGAAUUAAGAGUUGCACAACCCAAAUAUUGCAGAGAAAGCCAUAGAAGGCUAAAGAAAUGGAAAAAGAAAGAAGAAGAGGGAGGAGGUGUCUAUUCAGAGAAGAGAGACAGGGACGUUGCAAUAAUUGGUUGAAUGGUUGAUUGAGGCCAUCGAGCUAAUUCGAGUCGUUGAGUCGUUCCCACCUCCCAUCCGCUCCUGCAUUGCCGCCCCAUCGUUGUCCUCUCUUUCUGCGACGCGGCCGGGCGAAGGAGAAAGGGUUGCCAUGAAGAGAUAGAGAAAGAAGCAAAAAAUGAAUUCGACAUCUUUGUCAAGUUCUUCCCUUAAAAAAAGCAAAUCAUCAAAUUGGGGGGACUUCACGCUCACAGGACCAACACAUUUGACGACCAUCAACUGGUCCGACGAGUACCAGCAAUGUUGCGUCGCAGCCUGCUUAGUUCAAGGCAUCUACACACUCCAUGAGAAGCACGCCGGCGGCCUGAAAUGGUGGGAGUCCUUCCACUUCCGAAUCACUCAGGAACUGAGAGACGAAGAUGGCUCUUCCAUAAUUGGGGGUAUUUUCCUUUAUACUGGUCCGUCCGAUGCCUCUGCGCCAAGCAUAGCCAUCGCCUUCCGGGGAACCGCAACUACCCAAGAUUGGAAAAUGAACUACCGAGCUUCCGUCAAUGAGCUGCACGAAACUAGCAGAUUUCAGCACGCCAUGGAAGCCGUGGAGCUUGCAGGUUCUCAAGGGAGCAGCAUGGGCAGGAGGAUAUGGCUGUGCGGCCACUCCCUCGGCGCAGCGCUGGCCAUGCUGGUAGGCAAACGCAUGGCGAAAGUGGGAGUCUACCUGGACACAUUUCUGUUCAAUCCGCCAUUUGCUCUGCGAAAGGGAGGGAGGAUCCUGAACUGCAGUGCCUUUGGUCUCGUUGCUGUUCUUAGUCCGCCGCUGCUGUCUCUGCCCUUGGCCGUGAAGUAUGCGUUAAGGCAGCGGGAGACCUCCAAAGCGAUGCAGUCUAUUGAGGCGCAGCAAUCUUUUGCUAAUCUCUGUUCAUGGGUGCCUCGCCUUUUUGUGAAUCCGGGCGACUUCAUAUGCUCUGAUUACAUCAAACACCUUGAGAAGAGGAAGCAGCGGGGGCGGCUGCCUCAGCCAACGGCCGAAGAGCUGGAGCACCCUUUCCUCAUCCCUUCCGCCAAGCUGGUUAAGAACCUCUGCACUUUCAAGAAGAAUGCCAUUGACAAAGUUCAUGGGCUCAGUCAGUGGUGGAAGGCUGAGCUGAAGUUGCAAAGCAAGGACUACAUACGUGCUCUUCCAAGUCCUUAAAAUGGCAACAAGUUUCAAUUUUGAAGCAGUUUCAUCAAAAGUUUACAUUUACGUUGCAUAGUCUCAUUUGGAUCAAAGACGUGAAGGCAAGCAAUGGUUUCAU